AUGACUGCUGACUUCCCUUGUAUGCAGUUCCCAGAUUGGUGGGAUAUACAUACUCAAAAGGGUAACCAUCUUACUAAACUCCCCAAUACACGUGUGGCGUUUGGCAAUGGUCGAGCAAUGGUUGCUGACUGGGGACGCGUUGGAUCUUGCCAGAUAGCACUGGCUGACAGUAGUGUUUCGGUGCAUGCGGAAAUAUCCUGCGAUUUGGUUGGAUCACUGCACUUCUCGGGGUGCCCCAAGCCCGUUUUGCCCAUAAAUUACCAUUUGAGCGAAGGAACGGAGUAUACCCCCUUUACGCACUUCACUGAGUGCCUUUCAAGGAAACUGGGAAUCACGCAACUCCUCAACGAUCCUGUUUUUGGUCGUCAAGCAUGCGCUGCAUUCGCCUGCACCAAAAUCAUGAUGUUUCUGAAACGAAAUUUCCCCAACUCAACCUCAGCGGAUAAGGGGUCAAAUCACAAGCGUGUCUCAUCGAAUCGCACUCUAAAUUUUCUGAAAUUUCUCGAUGAGUUCACAUCCAAAGCCCUGUCUGCAAACUGUCGACCGGAAAUACUGCGUUUAGCCUUAGAAAAAAUGACUAACUUUACUGACUAUGAGAGGGAUAAUGGUAGAACGCGGGCAGACAAAUCGUGUAUUUCAUUGCACUCAUCGUCCAACAAACGAAAGGAAAAAUCACCCUUGACACAAGUUCUUGCAUCGAUUUUUCGGAUUCCUUUUAGUGAAGACGAGGCCAAGCUUGUGACAACUCACUUGGGUUUAGGCGAUACGAUUAAUUUCAACCACCAGCCGGACCCUACAAAACUUUCAGAAUUGUCAUGUGCUGUCGAUCCUUUUCUCAUAAUACUGUCUGCAAGGAGGGUAAAUCCUGAUUUCCUCGGUCAUGGUUGUCUGCGAAUAGUCGGCGUUGAGUCUCCUAAAAUGUUCUGGGCACCACCUAUUCCACGCAGCGCCACCUCACCGUCAAUUCCCUGCAUUUACGCCGCACCGCUUUCUGUUGACACCUCAUUUCCCCUGUCACAGAACAGUUUUUGCGCCAUCCAAUUACCGACAGAGUUUGUGGAAUCUUCAGUGUGUGAAAUUGAUGCCGUUCAGCUAGACGAGUCUUCCUUCUACGUAAUCGCUCGCAGCACCUCUGGCCAAGUUUUCACUGGGAGGACAAAGUAUACGCUUUCUAAAUCCGAUAAUCUGGAGGUGAUAUCAAGCGAGGCCUUUCCAUUCGAGUCACCUACUGGUUAUCGACCGAUUUCAAUGGCCAUCAGUCCAUGGCGCAGCCGUUCCGCUAAACCAAGCGCAAAGUCCCUCUCAUGGGCUCUUGCUGGGCGCAGGUACGAUCCGGUCGCCUUCCCAGGCUCGCAUUUAGCGGUUGUGGAGGUCUAUGAUGCUAGAAGAAACCAGCGUUCAUGGUGUGGUCAAAUUCCACUCAACAGUGAUGGUGAGUGUAUAUCCCAUGUGCUUUCUAAUUCAGUCGCCGCCUCCAGUGUUGAAUAUGUGGAAGGGCGUUGUGCAGAAUUUGAGGCAACAAAACCGAGUUAUGCCAAUUCCUUUCUUCACAAUAGUCUUCUCAACUACAGCGAACAGGUUCGGCGUAAGCGGACUUCUAGCAGUUUCUUGUCGCCAGAACAAAUACUUCGUCAGGGAGAACUGGACUUCCAGAUUAGUCACGCAUCUACGUGGGUGCGCGUGGGAUAUGGAGAUGCACCCGGCCUUCUUUCGCUCACUACACCAAAACGCUUUCUUUUAAUUGACACUCGGAUCUCUGGAGCCUGUGCAGCACAAGAACUCUUAAAUAUUUCAAAAACGGUGGUUGGUCUGGACAAAGGCCGACUGUUUAAUCCAUCGGAGUGCAUUUUCCAUUCCCAGCCCACCUGGUAUGGAGAUGUAUAUGCCACAUUAGCAACUGACUACAACGGCUUAGUGGUGGAUAAACGUAUGCCAGGACAUCCGGUACUCCACUGGUCCCAUUGUCUUCGAGGUCCUUUGACGUAUUCAGAAUUUUGCGACUUUGGAGUUCAGCCUAAUGAUUUUCCUGCUCAAGUGGCUCUUUUGACAGCUUCCCAAUUGCCUGGGGAAGUAUCAGUCACAGGCAUCAAUUUCCAUGUAGGUACGCAGGUGGCGCCAAAUCUGGUCGGCCCAUGUCUAUCCGGAGGUGUUCUAACGGAUAUCGUUGACUGCCCAUUAAACAGUCUCCCCAAUGGUGUUCUCGACCCGCACUUCUGUAAUGAUCGCCUUUCUUCAGGGAUUAUUGGUGCGACUGCUUCCAUGCUUCAAGAUAAAAAAAGUGGCGACCCGAUAGGAAUUCGCGGUCUUAUGUUAACCUCUCAAGGUGAUAUUUUCUGCAGCGACUGGUUUUUCUCCCACCAGGCCGCCAUGGAGUCUCACAAAAGUAAUGCAACUAACAUACGGUUGUGGUGCCUGAGUUCUGACAAUUCAAACCAACCCAAGGUGUCUAGUCUUGGCGUCUCCGAAACCUCCGGAAUCUUAUUCGGUGGUGAAUCGGAAUCUGAUACCAAGCCCAUAGGGAUAGAUGAGGACUACGCUUUUGAAGACAUCUUCGAAUCAGGUCGCGAUUAUCAUGAAUCGACGUACUCCAGUUUAUUGCAAGCAGAUUUGUGCCAAAUUCUAAACGGUGAACCGGUAUCCACCUCUUUAUCAUCAAAACGAAAUAAAGAGGAAGAAACAUACCAGGAAUUCUUGGAUGAAAUAAUUGAGUCAGCAAAGCGAAAACGAAGUGACCAUACGAAAUGA
Messenger RNA from Mesocestoides corti, 2745 nucleotides. Lineage: Eukaryota; Metazoa; Platyhelminthes; Cestoda; Cyclophyllidea; Mesocestoididae. The record is from the annotation of a GenBank genome assembly.